CCCACGCCGGCGCACACGCUGGCGCAAACGACACCACCGCCGUCGCCGCGCUUGGCCCGCGCUGGCUGUCCGACCUGCAGACGCGCAUCACGCGGUGCGCCGGCCGCGGCCUCCAGGGUCGCCAGGCCGAGGAGCUCGAGGCGGUGCGGCGGGCCGUCGACGCCCAGUGGCUGGAGCUGUUCGCCGGGCGGGAGGGGUUCCUCACGGGCCCCGGAUGGAGGGGUCUGGACAGGCACACUGUGACCUGGGGAGAUCAGGACGCAAUGGGUCACGUGAACAACGUCGUCUACAACAAGUACGCCGAGUCGGCGCGGUUCAACUGGUUGCGCAACUUCGCCACGACCAUCGACCCCGAGCACGCCGACGACUGGAACGCCUUCCUGUCGCCGCGCGACGUCGGGCUCAUCAUGAGGAGCAUGAAGACGGACUAUAAGUUUCCGAUGGCCUACCCGGAUCACGUCACGGUCCUGCACAAGCUCGUCUCCAAGCCGACGUACGGGGCCGACUACAUCUUCCUCGAGGCUCUCCUCAUCUCCCACGCCCACCGCCGUCCCUCGGCGCGCUGCUUCGAGGACAUCGUCGUCUACGACUACAAGGCGGCCAAGCGGGCGCCGCUCAAGCCUUUUAUGGUCGACCGGCUCCGGGAGACGUACGAGGCGCAGGAGGAGACCAGGAUCACGUGCGAGCGCAAGGUCCAGGGGCUCAUUGAGGCCGUGCGGAGGCUGGAGAACGCUGUGUGAGAUUGGCAAGUUUGCAUGUGUGUCUGCAAGACUAGCUAGACGGCGAUGAUGAAGACUUUUACAUAAGAAUCGGGCCAUAGACUAUAGAUCUCACACGGGGAGAGAAGCAAUGCAUAAGUAGAGUAAUAGACGCGUUCGGAUGGGCGUU
Molecule: messenger RNA, 888 nt
Organism: Colletotrichum navitas
Lineage: Eukaryota; Fungi; Ascomycota; Sordariomycetes; Glomerellales; Glomerellaceae
Product: thioesterase-like superfamily-domain-containing protein
Exons: 5
Coding region: 264-740 (158 amino acids)
Cellular component (GO): mitochondrion
Molecular function (GO): fatty acyl-CoA hydrolase activity
Source: RefSeq, a predicted model, not a curated record